UCGCGACGCGUCGAAGCGCAAAACGUCAAAACUGCAUUUUCCUUUGCCAAAACGCAGCACGUCGACCACCAGCAAGCAAAAUAAAGGAAAACGUCGAUAUUCGAGGAAAAAUCACUGCUCGUAAGUUUGUCUAAACAUGGAUUCCUCUGCGAUGUCUUUAAAAUCUACCGAGGACAUUCCGCUCGCUGAUGAUGACCUGGAGGUGAUCAUUAACGAUGACGAAAGCUCCAAGUACAUGCAGAAUGGCAGAUCGCUAGACUCGAUCGCCAGUUCGUAUACCAAUGGUAACUCGAGUCCGCGUCACUUUCUCGAAAACGAGUGCCCGGAUGCGGACGAGCAGGAGGAACGCGCCCGGCUAAUUACCCAGGUUCUGGAGUUGCAGAACACUCUGGAUGAUUUGUCCCAGCGCGUUGACAGCGUCAAGGAAGAAAACAUGAAGCUACGUUCCGAGAACCAGGUCCUGGGCCAGUACAUUGAAAACUUGAUGUCCGCUUCUUCGGUGUUUCAGUCGACCAAUCAGGCACAGGGCGCUGGAUCGUCCAGUUCCAAGAAAAAGUAAGACGGUUCACCAACACCUGGUGGAAAUUCGAAAACAUUCAAGUAAAAAAUACUCACGCUUCAUAGGGGAGAUUUCCGCAGACCAAAGAAAGGGUUUAGUUUCCGCAGAAAAACGAGCGCGCUGCUGGUGCUACAGAAUAGGACAAACAAUAGGAACAUGUGCAAAGACUUUCAUGUUAGUAAUUGUUUACCUACUAAAUUUAUAUUGCUUGUACCGCUUACUAAUGUUUAUACAAUUCAUUAAAAACACAGAACACGAAGAAAAAAUGUAACGGUAAGAAUCCGGCACGGUUGGAUGCCUUGAAAGGUUACUUUCCCCAAAAAGGGAACUGUAAAUGCUAUGAUAGUAUCGAUUAAGGAAUAAGCACUGCUGAAAAGCCCAUUACUAGAUGUAUAUGCGAAGAGCUGCAGAUAUAUAUUUUUAUUUGAACAAGUUUAUAACAAAUACUGAAAAAAGUACUGCAAAAUGAUAUAGGUUUUGUACGAUAUAUUGAAAAUAUGUAGCCAUCACUUUUUCUGGUCGAUUAGCCAUUAUGACUCUCUAGGUUAGUUUUGUGUUCGAAAACUCCUCUCUAUGAAAAGUAUAUAUUCAAUCAACAGAUUCCUCAAUAUUGCUGCCCCAUAAUUACAUGUAUAUGGGAAACGCUCAAUCCAUUUUCUUUCAAAAAAAAAAACGAACAAACUAUACGUAUUAAACUAUAAUUUCCAGCAUGUUAAUAGUCUGAUAUCACUCUCUCUAUUGUAGAUUUACUAAGCGAAAAUAAGUAUAAUAUGAUUUCCUCGACUACGCGCAUUUCUUUUUGCCCACCCUAGUUUAAAAACGAAUGAUAGAAAUCGACUUAAUUUAUUUUUAGUCCUCGAAUACGAUUAUGCCAAUAAGUUUUACACUGCGUAACAUUGUGAUUAACCUGUCACUUUUUUUUUAAAUUCCCACUCUUAAAGUUCCGAGCAAUAGAUGUAAUAAAUUAAUUGCUUUUUCCCAUAAACUAA
Molecule: messenger RNA, 1548 nt
Organism: Uranotaenia lowii
Lineage: Eukaryota; Metazoa; Arthropoda; Insecta; Diptera; Culicidae
Product: short coiled-coil protein B
Exons: 3
Coding region: 137-559 (140 amino acids)
Cellular component (GO): trans-Golgi network
Source: RefSeq, a predicted model, not a curated record